GUGACCAGCACAGGACUACAAGUUCCAGCAUGCCGUGCGGGCGUGAGGCCGUACCAUACGCGGGGAGGAGGUCUGUGUUUUCUCCGGGUAAAAGCAUCGAGGUGCCGGGAAGCCGUGGUCGCCAGCAUGGCCAGAAGGGCCUUGAAACUUGUCUCUCUGGCAGCAGCCAGCUCUGGUUUCUACCUGUACAGCAGCAAGUACCUGGAUCCCAAUGAUUUUGGAGCUGUUCGGGUGGGCAGAGCCAUUGCCACAACAGCUGUUAUCACCUAUGACUACCUCACUUCUCUCCGGAGUGUCCCGUAUGGAUCACAGGAGUAUGCCUACCUCAAAUCACAGGUGCAUCUGCGCUCUGCGGAACGCCUCCGGGACCUGUGCUGUGCCAACAGAGGCACCUUCAUCAAAGUGGGGCAGCAUUUGGGGGCACUCGACUACCUUCUGCCUGAGGAAUACACUCGCACCCUGAAGGUUCUACACAGCCAGGCCCCACAGAGCAGCAUGCAGGAGAUUGAACAAGUGAUCCGUGAGGACCUGGGCAAAGAGAUCAAAGAGCUCUUUGUGAGUUUUGAGGACACUCCCCUGGGAGCAGCAUCCCUGGCCCAGGUCCACAAGGCGGUGCUGCAGGAUGGGAGGACAGUGGCAGUGAAAGUCCAGCACCCGAAGGUUCAGGCUCAAAGCUCCAAGGACAUUUUGUUGAUGGAGAUUCUCCUGCUGACCGUGAAGCAGAUCUUCCCAGACUUUGAGUUCAUGUGGCUGGUGGAUGAAGCUAAGAAGAAUUUGCCCCUGGAGUUGGACUUCCUCAAUGAGGGGAGGAAUGCAGAAAAGGUGGCCCACAUGCUCAAGGACUUUGACUUCCUGAAGGUCCCUAGGAUCUACUGGGAGCUGUCAACCAGGCGCGUCCUUCUCAUGGAGUUUGUGGAAGGCGGGCAGGUGAAUGACAGGGCCUAUAUGGAGAGGAACAGCAUUGACGUCAAUGAGAUCUCUCGCAAUCUGGGGAAGCUGUACAGUGAAAUGAUCUUUGUGAACGGCUUCGUACACUGUGACCCGCACCCGGGCAAUGUGCUCGUGAGGAAGUGCCCAGCCACCAGCAAGGCCCACAUUAUACUGCUGGACCAUGGGCUCUACCAGGUCCUGACAGAGAAGUUCCGCUUGGACUAUUGCCGGCUUUGGCAGUCCCUGAUCAAGGCUGAUAUGAAGAGGGUGCAGAAAUACAGCCGACGGCUAGGGGCAGGUGACCUGUACCCACUCUUCGCAUGCAUGCUCACCGCCAGGUCCUGGAACUCUGUCAACAGGGGCAUCGACCGGUCACCGGUCACAGCCAAUGAGGACGUGGAGAUCCGGACCAAUGCUGCUGCUUACCUACCUCAGAUCAACCAGCUCCUCAACAAUGUGCCCCGCCAGAUGCUGCUGCUGCUGAAGACCAAUGAUUUGCUAAGGGGGAUUGAGUCAGCCCUACACACACGGGCCAGUGCCAGCUCCUUCCUCAACAUGUCUCGCUGCUGCAUUAGAGCCGUCUCCACGUAUCAGAGGAGCAAGUCUCACUCCCUGUACAGAAAGGCCAAGAUCUCUCUCUUAGAAGCUCUGAGCCUGUGGCAGAUCAACUUACAUGAACUCUUCCUGCGGCUGAAGGGGUCCCGGCUGGGGAACUGGGUCAUUGCUUUCCUGAGCCGGAUGCACCAUUCUCCGUACUGACAGGAACUGGUGGGAGAAGCCUGGGCAAUUAUUGCUCGCCUCCAUUCUCCGCAGCACACUUGCCUUCCUGACCAUUCCUGUCUGUACUCCACAAAGGCUAUUGAGACGCUUUUCUUGUAACGCAUAGUGCCGGCCUUGGCUGUCAGAGCAUAAGCUUCUCUAUAGCAGAGAGGGAGGGGAGAGCAGGGGCUCUGGGAGUCAGGACUCCUGGGUUCUAUUCCAGCAAUGAGAGAGGUGGGAGUAUGAUCUAGUGGGCAGGGCAGGGGGCCUGAGAGUCUCUCUGUUCCCAGCUCUGGGAAGUACCAUUAUGGAAACAUCCUGUAGACUUGAAUAGGAAAGGAGAACCUUUUCUAGCCCCUACCCCUUUUAAACCAUCCUAUAGCAUUUAAGAGAGAUGCAUCCCUGCCCUAGAAUUCUCCAGGAUGGUUCAAACCCCCUAGAAAGUGGAAUCCAAUAGGGUUUUCAGUAGUUUGUACAGAAUCCUAUUGGUUUAAUGCCUGUGAAAUCUACAGGAAUUUUCUCUAAGGGUAGAAUGAUCUAGUGGUUAGAGCAGGGGAUUGUGAGCCAGAACUCCUGGGUACUAUUCCCAGCUCUGAGAGGGAAUGGGAACUAAUGGUGAGAGCAAGGGUCUGGAAGCGAGGAUUUUUCUGGGUUCUGUUCCCAGCUGUGCUGUGGAGUCACUGUGUCAUUUUGGGCAAGUGCUUUCCUUGCCUCAGUUUCCCCACAUGUAACAUGGAGGUAAUGCUACAAACCCUCCUCUGAACUCCUCAGGGAGCAGGUGCUGUGGAAUCUCAUCUGAGAACUCACAUCUUGUGGCGGGUGAUGUAUGUGCACUGUACUGUACUGUCGCACAGGAAAAUAAAUAAGAUGUCAUGUUAGAGUCCUGCAGGGGGAGAAGUGCAUGGCUACCCACCCCUUUCACCCCAGCCCCAGUUUUAGUUUUCCCCUUCUCUGAGCAUGACAUGUCACUCUGUGCCAUUAGUUCCUUACUAACCCAAUCCACCGCUGCUCUAUUCUCUCCACCACCUCUCCCCCAUCUGACGGACAUAGUCCAGCUCAAGGUCAGCUGCUGCUGAGUCAGGCAUGUGUUGCCGUGGGGGUGAGGGCACCCGCCUGGAUGACUCACCACUGUUACCCCACACAUUCAUGCACAGCUAGUCCCCCUCCACCCCCCAGCCACGGGAACGUACUGCCAGAGCAUUACACGUGGAGUGGCUCGGCUCAGAACUGCUUGUGACGUUGUGCAGCUCCUGGCUCAAAUGGAAACCUGUCACUUGCUUGGUGUAUGGGCCUGAUCGCUCUGAGCCCAUAACCCGGACACAAGCCCCAGAAAGCCUUGCGCAGAAGCCUCACUUCUGCCACGUGUUGCCAGGCUCUCCUCCCACAUGCCUGCUUUCUUUGGAGCUUCCUGAAAACAGAAGUGAUGGACAGAGACUCAGUGUGGUCAGACUUGUGGGGUCCUCCCCAUACCGCCAGGGUAGGCUGAAGAGGGGAUGCUGGGAAACAAACUGCCCAUGGGAUGAUGGAAAGGGAUGGGCCUUUCAGGCUGCCCCAUGGACCAUCUCUGCAAGGGGCACAAAGGGGCGUGUUUGAGAAGCUUGCACUGUCAACAGAUUUGACUGAGUGAGGUUCUUGUCAGCAUGGGAGAGCGAGGCCUGGGGAGGGGCUGCAUGUGAAAGAGAAUGGCUUCCUGGUUGGUAUGACUCUGAAAGCCCAGCCAUGGAGCAUGUUUGUUCACGUGAGAGGGAAUGCGUGUAUGACUGCUGGGGAGUGUCAACCUGUGACACAGGGCAUGUGG
Molecule: messenger RNA, 3487 nt
Organism: Mauremys mutica (yellowpond turtle)
Lineage: Eukaryota; Metazoa; Chordata; Testudines; Geoemydidae
Gene: ADCK1
Product: aarF domain containing kinase 1
Exons: 11
Coding region: 127-1689 (520 amino acids)
Biological process (GO): protein phosphorylation; mitochondrion organization; lipid homeostasis
Cellular component (GO): mitochondrial inner membrane
Molecular function (GO): ATP binding; protein kinase activity
Source: RefSeq, a predicted model, not a curated record